CGCAGUCAGUGCCCUCAUGAGCUCGACCAUGCUCACGGAGCAGCAGUACUUGCGGGCAGCUGGCCACCGCCUCGCAUUGCGCUGCGCUUCAGCACCCUGCAUAGACUAUGUAGAGCUGCUCACACUAGUGACACUAGGAUGGGUACUCGCCGUAUGCAUGCGCAGACCUAACACUAUUCAAACCGAUAACUAUGAAUCAUGCAUCUGACGCUUCUCUUCCUUUUGCUCGUGACCAUCCUGGUUUUCGGCUUGCAGUCGCCUGUAACGACAGCGCAGAGCGUGAAGAACAAGUCGGAUGCUGUGUCAGUGCGGGUGGAGCAGGAUGCCACUGCACCACCUUCCACACACAAUGGGAGCACUCAGGAGGCCGAGCACACCAUCACAUACCCCUCUCGCCUCAUUUACUACCUGAACGAGGAAUCUGAGAGCACUUACCAUAACCUGAACACUCAGACCAAGAUUCCCGGCCAGCAGGGCCAGGUAGUUCAUUUGGCUCAAGCCAGUUUUCAGCUUGAAGCUUUUGGGUCUAGAUUCAUACUAGACAUCACAUUAAACAAUGACCUACUAUCCUCCGAUUAUGUGGAGAUUCACUAUGAGGAAGGAAAACCCAUCAUGUCGAAGGGUGGAGAGCACUGUUAUUACCGUGGCCAGGUGAGAGGGAAUGAAGCAUCUAGUGUAGCACUAUCAACCUGUGAUGGCUUGCAUGGCAUGUUUGAUGAUGGCAUUCAUGUGUAUUUUAUUGAGCCUUUGAAACACUUGAUUGAUGGAGCAGCUAGACCCCACAAACUGCACAGAAUGCCCAGCUUUCUAAGCUCUCAAAAGCCCAAAGAUGCAGAUACUGAGGACCAGCUGGAUGACAUGGCUUGGCUCCGGCGCAGGAAAAAGCGUGCUAUGCCAAGGAAUGUGUUUGAGGAGAUGAAAUAUAUCGAGCUCAUGAUUGUCAGUGACCACAAUAUGUUUAAAAGACAGAAGACCAAACAGCAGACACGCAACUUUGCAAAGUCUGUGGUCAAUCUGGUAGAUGGGGUCUUUACUGAACAACUGAACACACGUGUGGUACUGGUUGCUAUGGAAAUAUGGACUGAUAAGGACCGUAUUCCAGUCAGUGUGAUGCCACUGAACAUGCUAAGAGACUUUGCCAAAUAUCGACAGCAGCACAUAAGACAGCAUGCAGAUUCAGUGCACCUUCUCUCUAAUGUGACAUUUCACUACCGUCAGAGCAGCGCUGCAUUCUUCGGCGGCAUGUGUUCACUCAGUCGUGGGGUUGGAGUUAACGAGUAUGGAUCUGCUUGGACUGUGGCUGUCUCACUAUCCCAGAGUCUGGCCCAAAAUCUAGCCAUUCAGUGGGAUCCUACAUCCCACAAGAAUAAGGAGUGUGGCUGUGCUGACUCAUGGGUGGGUUGCAUCAUGGAGGACACUGGAGUGCUGCACCCACGAAGGUUUUCUAAGUGUAGUAUUUCCGACUAUAAGGAGUUCCUUCUGAAAGGUGGAGGAUCAUGCCUCUUCAACAGGCCUAACAAGCUGUUUGAGCCGACAGACUGUGGGAAUGGAUAUGUGGAGGUGGGAGAGGAGUGUGACUGCGGUGUAAGAGCUGAAUGCUAUAAGGAUUGCUGCAAGAAGUGUUCUCUCUCAAAUGGAGCACACUGUAGUGAUGGGCCUUGCUGCAACAGCACCUGUCUGGUGAUUUUACCCAGAGGUUUUAGCUGUCGCUAUGCAGUGAAUGACUGUGAUAUUUCCGAGACCUGCUCAGGAGACUCUGGGCAGUGUCCUUCUAACCUCCACAAACAGGAUGGCUCAUUAUGCCACCUUGACCAGGGACGCUGCUAUAGUGGAGAGUGUAAAACCAGAGAAAACCAGUGCAAAUAUGUGUGGGGUCCAAAGUCUGGGGGCUCGGAGAAAUUCUGUUAUGAGAAGUUGAACACAGAAGGAUCUGAGAAAGGGAACUGUGGGGAAGAUGGAGAUAAAUGGAUCCAAUGUGGAAAGCAUGAUGUGUUCUGUGGGUAUCUGCUGUGCACUAACAUUGGGCCAAUGCCUCGCAUGGGAAGAAUAAAGGGAGAGAUCACACCCACAUCCUUUAAUCAUCAGGGCCGACUGAUAGAAUGCAGUGGCGGUCACGUGUUAUUGGAUGACGACACUGAUCUGGGUUACGUAGAGGAUGGGACACCAUGUGGGCCGUCCAUGAUGUGCCUUGACCGUAAGUGUCUGCCCAUACAAUUCUUCAACAUGAGUGCCUGUCCUGCUGGACCCAAUGGUCGCAUCUGCUCAAGCCAUGGGGUGUGCAAUAAUGAGGCGACGUGUACGUGUGAUGUGACAUGGGCUGGGACUGACUGCAGCAUACCUGACCCUCCUAAAGUACCCCCUUCUAGUGAAGAUGAUGAGCCAAAGGGACCUAGUGCCACCAACCUGAUCAUUGGCUCCAUCGCUGGAGCCAUCCUGGUGGCAGCCAUAGUGCUGGGAGGGACAGGCUGGGGCUUUAAAAACGUCAAAAAGCGAAGGUAUGACCCGAACGCAUCCGCCAUCUAGUGGAGAAAAUGGAUGAUGAUCCUCCAAAGCUUCUUAAGUAAUCUAAAGCUGGACUACAAUUUUUGCUGCUCUUUUUGAGUUUUAAAGCAUAAUAUUUAAUAAAAUGAGAUCAAAUGGUAUACAGUAGAUAACAAAUCACAUAGUUUUGUAGAAUUGCAGCUUUUCAGCUCAAGUUUUAAAUCCCAAGAUCACCAAUUUGAUUUUAUUGUCAUGCCUCUUCAUUCAUAAUAAAAAAAAACACACUCUCAUCACCUCAUCACACCACAGAGCACCAGCUACUCUGACACCUUGGCCAAAGGGCUGCAUGGCUACCUAUGCUUACUGAUACUUGACAGAAAAGAGCAGUAAACCCUCUGAAAGGGAAAGAAGAAAAUGUCCUUUCACACAUAUUGGGGAACAAAUAGGCCAUUGCUUUGGUACUACAUCAGUGUGAAAGGGUGAGUUCUGCUCACUGAACUGCAGUUUAUACUCUGGGAUAGAUGUUAAAUCACUACAGACUGCAAUGUCUUCAGUGGUUUAUUACACCAAGUUGAACCCAGCUGCAUAUAGGCCUUAACAUAUUACACAUAUCACAUAGAGGCAGAAAGUAGACUUGACUCUACUGCUGCACAGGCAGAGAACGAGUUAAGAUGCUGAUCUAAAGAUCAUUUUACAAUGACGGUUUCAUCAUUAGGCUUUGCUUCUGAUGGAGCAUGUCAUUUAGUAGGCAUAGUUUGAAACGGUCAUAGAGCCAAUUUUUCAAGUUCAACACAAAUAUAUGUAGGUUUAAAUGUAUAGGUUUCAGAUAGGUAGGUAUAAUAAUCCAUAUCAGUUCAGUGAUUGCUGAGGAAAUCAAUCUGGAUAAGUGGUUUUUGACAGGGACUUAAAGCCAAAGAAACAUUUCAGGCUUUGGGGUGUCUAAUAGAGAACACCUUACCCAUUCUGUAGGAUUAAAGGCUUCCAAUUAAACAGAAAAUAAAAUUGCGGACAAUUUACCAUAUCAAAAUCUCCGGAGAUGUCAUGUAGCAGUAAGUCAAAAAGUGACUAACAUACAGUAUAAGCCUGAAGAUAUUUCAUAAUUUAUCCUCAUUCUGAACCAGUUUAGUUGGUCUACACUGCUGAAGCAAUUAUAAGUAAACUUCUUCAAAUGUUCACUGCAAGUUCUGUCACGUUGACUUAUUGGUGCGGAACAAUUUGGUACCCGGAAGAUUAAAACCAUUCAUAGACAUCCCGGAAUAAUAUGGGCUCACACAAACACAUACAUGUUUCAUUUUGAUCUUGGAUAAGGUCUUGUACCAAUCUUGUGGCACUUCAUUUAGCUCUAACUGCUAAACCUUUAAGGGGCAAUUGCUUUGCUGCAUGCAUUCACAAUAGUUGACUUAUUACUAUGUAAAACAGUCCCCGAACCCAAUAAGAAACAUAUACUACAAAAGGAUACCUGUGCAUGUCAGCAACAGAACAACUUUUAUUUACUAUGCAAAAAAAGAGAAAAAGAAAUAAAAAAUAUUGCACAACCUCAACUAAAUAAACUAAUGACAAUACACCAAGAUUGCCUGUAAGGGCAUUCUCAUCUUCUUCCUCUUCUUCUUCCUCUUCUUCCUUCUCUUUUUUAUAUUAUCCAAACUAUUAAAUAUAUUGUUUUGCUUCAUAUUACAGAAAAUUGGUUUUGUGGGUAUUAAAUGAAUGUAUUUUGAUUUUAUAGGAGGGAAUGUAUUGUGUCAGGUUUGGAAUAAAUCUGGUAAUUAUU
Molecule: messenger RNA, 4249 nt
Organism: Silurus meridionalis
Lineage: Eukaryota; Metazoa; Chordata; Actinopteri; Siluriformes; Siluridae
Gene: adam23b
Product: disintegrin and metalloproteinase domain-containing protein 23
Exons: 26
Coding region: 199-2523 (774 amino acids)
Biological process (GO): proteolysis
Cellular component (GO): presynaptic membrane
Molecular function (GO): metalloendopeptidase activity
Source: RefSeq, a predicted model, not a curated record